AGCAAUAAUUAUAACUGUCUUGAUCAUUAAUUAAUGGGAACAUGUUAAUAAUGCAAAUCGUAUGUUGAAAUCAGCAAUCUCACCAUCAUUGACUAGCUUAGCAAUGAUUUCAUAGUAGUGUAAGACGAUUAUUAGCAUCCUUUGUAUGGCAAAGUCAACAUACUUGAGUACAAAGAACCCAAACAAUUUGAUUUUAAAUUAGUACAUAAACUUAUUACAUUUGUAGAGAGAGAAGACUUUCAACAAGCACUACAAUAUUAUGAAGCCAAAUUUUAUGGGUUCAACCAUCCCAACCUCUUAAUCAUACAUGCAAUGCAACAUCGAUAAAUAGAUCAAUUCUUUAACACCCAAUACAAAUUGUCACUCUUCCUAGAUUACUAUGAAACCACUCUCGCCUAAGAAUUAAUCUUCAGAAAGAAAAUAUACUUUGAAGAAAGAGAAAUACUAUUCUUUCUGGAUUCCUUAAUUGGUAGUUAGGCCUUCCUCCAAUCCAAAGGUCAUGCCUUGUCCUCCUUAAAAUUCGACAAGAUCUAUCUCACCAAUCUGCUUAAUGGAGCUAUCGCAUUGAAAGUUCAAAGUCCUCUAUUUGACCCCAAAGAUUAGGAAAUGGAAUUCAAUGCUUUAUUUGAUAAAAUAAUAAAGGGAGAGUAAGUCAAAUUGCAGGAUUAUCCAUAUCUCAGUCCAGAACAAUGGCAAAUGAUUCACAACAAAAAGUUGGAAUCUUAUGAUCUCUUUAAAAGCAAUGUAUUUGUACUUGGAUUAAUGAUAUUAGAACUGUGUUCUGUUCGUCAGAGUAUCACCCUAUAUAAAGACUACAUGAUAGAUCAGAACCUUUUAAAUGAUCAAAUCAAUAAAGUAAAAGAGAGAUACGGGGAAGUAUUACCCUUGCUUUUAGACGCAAUGCUGUAUUAUGAUCCUAAAGUGAGAUGCGACUUUUUAUAGUUGGACGAUCUAUUGAAUUUACAACAAUUGUUAAAUGGCAAAAGACUGUCUCAGAUUUGGACUACCGAAGAUUUCUAAUAUAGUUUCAUCGAGAAGAAGGUAUUCGGUUUGAUAGACUAAUUAUAGGUUCAUUUUACUACAAGGCAACACUCACUUAUUCAUCCAGAAGUGUAAUCCUAAUUAUCUAAUUAAUCUUUAUUGCAAAAAGGAUCACAUUUAUCACUCAAAUAAGUCUUAUCAAAAAAUUCAAAGGAGUCCAAAGCAUCAAGUUCUUUUAUUUAAAAAAGAGAAUCAUAUUCACCUCAAACACAAAAAAAGAAUUUGUUUAAAAAAUUCGAAACAGAAUAAGCUUCAAAAGGAGGCAGCAAGAAACUCAUUACUUAAGAUGGAUUUGGAGUGGAAUCAUUAGCAAAUGGCCUAACAUAUGAAGGUAUAUUUUAAGGGGGUAAAAAGUAAGGGUUAGGUAAGCUAAUUAAUGAUGACAAUGAGAUUAUUUAUGAGGGAUACUUCUUUGAAAACCAAUAUCAUCGUACAGGAGUACUCAAAAAUUAAAAUCCGCAACCAUUAACUGCACCAUUCAAUUAUAAAGAUUUCAAUACCUUAGGAAAUAUGUGGGUCAAAUAUGAUGGAGAUUUCAAAGAAGGUAAACAGGAUGGAUAUGGUUAAUUGACAUUGUCUAAUGCUGAAAUCUAUACUGGGCUUUUUAAAAAUGGAGAAGUAAAUGGAACUGGAGUGUUCUUAACUUUGGAUGGCCAACAUAUCAAAGGCAAAUGGGUAAAUAAUAUCUUUCAAGAAGUAUGA
Messenger RNA from Paramecium tetraurelia, 1743 nucleotides. RefSeq lists its product as uncharacterized. NCBI's taxonomy places the organism in Eukaryota, Ciliophora, Oligohymenophorea, Peniculida, Parameciidae. The transcript has 5 exons. Gene Ontology annotation, molecular function: protein kinase activity; ATP binding. The record is from RefSeq and is a predicted model, not a curated record. Gene Ontology annotation, biological process: protein phosphorylation.